Messenger RNA from Salvia hispanica, 2103 nucleotides. RefSeq lists its product as uncharacterized. NCBI's taxonomy places the organism in Eukaryota, Viridiplantae, Streptophyta, Magnoliopsida, Lamiales, Lamiaceae. The record is from RefSeq and is a predicted model, not a curated record. Gene Ontology annotation, biological process: regulation of DNA-templated transcription. Gene Ontology annotation, molecular function: DNA-binding transcription factor activity.
CACCUCACAAUAGGGUGUCAACCAGCUGCAAAGAGCAAGUAGUGUAGAGAGAGAAAUUUACAGUAAGAAGCCAAAAACCAUCUCACACACACAGAGGUCUUUCGGAGAACAACAAAACCCUAGGAUUAAUUAUUUUUGUGUGUCGAUUUUUUUUCAACUUUUGGUUGAUUAUAUCUCACAUUGUCAAGAUCUUACUACCUAAUUAUCCAAGGUGCGCGUCUUCACUACUGAUCUUACGAUUCAUGUCGUGCAAGAUUGAGGGGUGUAGGUGAGAGGGUUUUGGUUGGUGGGAAGUGCAGAAGGAGAGGAUGUGAUUACGAACCUUUGAUAAUGCUGUCAAAGAAAUUGCUAAGUGACCAAUGGGAUUAAAAAGAGGAGGUGCAAGGUGUUGGAGUCACAUGCAGCCAAGUUUCCAUAGAGGAACUGCACUGUGCUCCAUAAAAGUACUGGUCUCCUCAACUAUGGCAAACUCCAAGGGACCAUCUACCGUUAGAAACAUGAUGUAUAAUGGGAAGAAUCCAUUAUUGCCUCCUAAAAGUCCAUUUCCUAGCAUCUCUCCAUCAUAUACUGAAUACAUUCCUACUUCAGUGAUUGGUCCAAAAUCUCUUCCAAAGCCCAGAGAAGGAAAUCCACAUCAUCAACGUACUUCUUCUGAAAGUUUUUUGAUAGAGGAACAACCAUCUUGGUUAGAUGAACUCCUCGAUGAACCAGAAACGCCUUUGCGUAAAGGAGGUCAUCGUCGCUCAUCAAGUGACUCUUUUGCAUAUAUCGAUACAGCUAAUGCUGGAAGCAUGAACUAUGCAACUCAAGAUGAUAUCAAGUUCAAGAAUAUGAUUCCAUUGCCUUUAUGGGGAUCUCAAGACUUUGACUUUCAUAGGGACAUGCGGCAAAGUUCUUUCUAUUUGGAUCCAAACCCUUCUGGCAAAACCAAGAACAAGCCAUGGGAUGCACCUGUGAAUUCGAUUGCACCUCCUCGUGGCAUUCCUUCUAGGAAUGUUGCCACCAUCCAGAAUGCCGGAUCAGUGAACUCCUCACUAGACGCUGAUAGAAAUCCAACUUCAUCUGCUCAAAAGUCAGAUGUUGAAUCUGUUUCUCAAGACCCAAAAGGCCCAUCUGAGAAAAAAGACACCCAUGUUAAGAAUCUGGCAUCAGAUACAGACACAAAACGAGCCAAGCAGCAAUUCGCUCAACGUUCUCGUGUGCGGAAGCUUCAAUACAUAGCUGAACUUGAAAGACACGUUCAAACUCUACAGUUGCAGGCAGAAGGCUCUGAAAUUUCUGCUGAGCUUGAAUUUCUCAACCAGCAAAACCUUAUUCUCAGCAUGGAAAAUAAAGCCCUGAAGCAACGGUUAGAAAGUUUAUCUCAGGAGCAGCGGAUCAAAUAUUUCGAGCAUGACGUAUUGGAGAGAGAAGCAGGAAGACUGCGAGGCCUGUAUCAGCAGCAGCAGAAGCUGCUGCAAGCAAAACAGCAGAUAUCUUCUAACCAUCAACGUGCCAAGAGCAGAGACCUCGAUCAACAGUUGGCUAAUCUUUCCCUGAAACUCAAGGAAACAAGUUCUGGUCAGGAUUCUCUCUCCAACCAGCUUCAUAUGUAGAGUAAUCAUUCUCGACUUCUUGUUGUGUGUGCCAAAUUCUAACCACUCCUCUCAACUGAGGAAGCAUGCUGAUAAUAAAAAAUACUCCCCUUAUGUGGAGAGAAAGCCAGACUGGUCAAGCGGUCAUGUGCUACAAUGCAUCUCCUUGUGUUGCUUGUGUUUCUGUUUUCGCUUUUGAUCCUUGUAAUUCAAUUGUAAGCGGCCAUCAUCUCUCCUAAAGUUAGUGCCAUGUGCGCCUGGUAGUCCUCGCCCGAAAUUAGGAGUUCUGGCGAAUGACUCACCCGAGGUGGUUAUCACUCGAAAAUGCUAGGUUUAUUGUACGUCGAGUGAUUAAUCUGUUGCCUCCUACAAGUUGGUUGUUACUUUACUAGAAACAGUCUUCAUUUGUGUAGUCAAUGUUGCAUGUGUAGAGUUUAGUUUCAUUUCCUGCUAUGGACAUACUUUUUCACAUUUGUAGCCCAUAUUGUUAUGUAAUGAUUCUUGGGUGGCUUGCUAAAGCUGCUAAUCA